Molecule: messenger RNA, 501 nt
Organism: Naegleria lovaniensis
Lineage: Eukaryota; Heterolobosea; Eutetramitea; Acrasida; Naegleriidae
Exons: 1
Coding region: 1-501 (166 amino acids)
Source: RefSeq, a predicted model, not a curated record
AUGAUUGAUUUAUCCUUCUCACAAUAUACAUGGUUGUAUUAUUUAUCUUUUUCAAAACUUGAUCAUUUAAAUGCAAAUUCUCAACAACACAAAUAUGCUCUCAUUGAAUAUAUUGAAUAUUUAUAUAAAAAUUAUUAUUUUGGAUGGAUGGGAAAGGAUGAAACUUUGAUAUAUUUGAUUGAUUAUUUCAUUGAAAAGAAGAAGGAAAUUAUUGAUACCUCCUACAUUCCAAUCUUUGCAUUUAAAAUUAUGAUCAAAUUAGAACAAGAAAUAUUAUUUUAUGACAUUUUAAAAAGAUUGUUGAAAAUGAAUGAAUUUAAUUUAAGUUUAUCAUACCAACAAGCAAUGUAUAUCAUGAAAUCCAAGGAAAACAAAUCAUCACUCCUCAUACAUUCACUCUAUCAAAUACACGAGUUGUACCGAAGAAAAUUUCUCAAAAACAAAUUACACCAAUUCAUCAUCAGGCUGAAAGUUAUGUCAACCUUUGAAAAAAAGAAAUAA